Molecule: messenger RNA, 2363 nt
Organism: Gaeumannomyces tritici R3-111a-1
Lineage: Eukaryota; Fungi; Ascomycota; Sordariomycetes; Magnaporthales; Magnaporthaceae
Product: thermosensitive gluconokinase
Exons: 2
Coding region: 1220-2002 (260 amino acids)
Cellular component (GO): cytoplasm
Molecular function (GO): gluconokinase activity
Source: RefSeq, a predicted model, not a curated record
UUUUUUUUUUUUUAUCCCUUUCCGCUCAUGAAUGGGGGCCACACAAGAGAAACGGGCGGCCACACCGCAUCGAUUUUUUUUUCCUCAGCACAUGACACCUACCCUGGGGUUACCGGUCCCGCCAUUCACGUUGUAAUUCCACUUUGCGGUUCUCGAAUAUAUCUAAGCCGGGGUCCAGGAUGGAGAGCGUGGGAUUGGAGACGGAGGGGAGAAAAUACAAGGACAUGAUGCCCAAAGAGAGGAGGUAGAAGGAGACACAGGCAGCCAUAAGGAUAAGCGCAAAGAAAAGGCUCGAGAAGGAGGGAGGCAUUAAUUAUAUUGUCCUGACAGAGCAGGCGCCGGACCGACCCAACCUGGCUGGCCACGUCACCGCUGCGCUUUGCUCGACUGCCGUUGCGCAGACGGGUGGAGGCUUGAGUGGGUGGGUAUUCGCUUGGGUCGGGAAAAAUAACCACAAGAAAAAAAGGCUGGGGCGUGCGGCUGUCAGACUGUCGCCUUCUCAUGGAACUCUGGAAAACCACCUGCCGUCUCCAUCCAGUCUGCGCGCUGCCGCCCGAGGUGGGCAUUGGUAACACCAAGCGAGCAAUUAAAACCGCGCGCACACACAUGCAGUACACGCAGCACCCGGCGCCCUGGCAGCUGCUGGUCGCCUGUCGGGCUGGGUCUCGACUGCCUCCCUCUUCUCCAAUGGCGAGCUUUCUGCCGACCUCGGCCUGUCUGAGCAACCCCUGGAACCCCGGCGAAGGAGCGAGGCGGCCAUAACAGCAACGCCGCCGGGUAAAAGUGCUUUGAACCGAGCCGACCCGGGAGAGAAAUAAAGAAAUAAAAUACCAAGGAAAGAAACAGAAAAGAAUAGAAAGAGGGGAAAGGAAAUUCACAACGAAGGGAGAAAAAAGAAAUGAGCAGAGAAAAAAAUAAAUAAAAAUAUCAGCCUUCGUCCGAAGUUCCUCAACUACCCACUCUGCCCUACCCUACCGCUACCCGAGCUGCCUACCCAGGUACCUGGUGGUAGGUGCGUGGCCGGCCGUCUGACAGGGACCCUCCGCCUCGCACUCGCUCUCCUCCCGGCGGCCGGCCUUGGUUACCUCUUCUCUUGGGCGCUGGAUGGGACCUGCUAGCGCACCCCCCAUCCAUACAACUCCCGCCGUAUUCCUGGCGCGCCCGUCGUGUGGGCGACUCGGGCCGGGCCUCCCUACCUGGUCUACGGGCGAGCUAUAUAAUGCUCAACUGCGAGACCCCAGCGAGGACUCCCGUCCCUGCCUCAACACCACCACCACCACCCGCCGCCUCAGAAGCACUCGCCCCGCCCUUUGCAAACACCCCUGCGCCCUCCAGCCCGAGCCCCAACCCCAGCAGCCCACCGCAGCCCACCCGAGCUGCCAUGACGCUCUCGGCAGACCCCCCAGCCGACACCGGCGCCGGUGCCACCGCUGCCAAGGGCUCGCCGCCGCUCCACAUCUGGAUUGUCAGCGGCCCGGCCGGCUGCGGCAAGAGCACCGUGGCCGAGCACCUCGCCGCCGUCCUCGCCGUCCCCUAUAUAGAGGGUGACCAGUACCACACCCCCGACAACGUGGCCAAGAUGCAGAACGGCGUCCCUCUCAACGACGCGGACCGCUGGGACUGGCUGAGGUUGCUGCGCGAAGAGGCCGUCGGGCGGCUGGACACGGGCGGCGACGGCAGCGGCAGCGGCGGCGUCGUGGUGACGUGCUCGGCGCUCAAGCGCAAGUACCGCGACGUCAUGCGCGUCGCCCCCUACUUCAGGCCCCGCGUGCGCCUGCACUUCAUCUACCUCGAGGCCACCGAGGAGGCCCUCCUCAAGCGCGUGGCCGCGCGCGAGAACCACUACAUGGGCGCCAACAUGGUCCACAGCCAGUUCGAGGCCCUCGAGCCCCCCACCGCCGACGAGGUCGACGUCAUCCACAUAGACGUCGGCCGGCCCCGCGAGGCCGUCAAGGCCGCGGCCGAGCGGACGGUCCUGGAGAUCAUGGGCCAGGAGGCAUGAAGGCGUGUACCAGCCAUCUUCAGCAGUCCCUGGCUUUUUUUUUUCCCCCCCACUCUACUUGUCUUGAUGUUUUCGCCCUGUUUUCUACCCCAUUUGGCGUCAAGCAGUCUCAACAUUGGCGUGGUGGCGUUCGGCAAACGUACGGACCUUGCUCCCAUGGGUGCAACUGGAUUUGGGAAAGCGGCCGACAUGACAUGCUAGGUCACGCGCUCUUUUUUUUUUUUUUUUGCUCUCGUACCGCAUGCGGCAUGUAUCUGGCCUGCGUUGACUUGUGUGCCAUUUGCUUUUACCAUACUCUUUUAAUCUCUAGGUGCUACUCUGUUCACUGUUUGCAUCCAAAUCUGGUCGUUGUUGUGAUACA